GCGCAAGGAUUGUAUAUAGCCUUAUAAACUACAAUUCUAAGGCGUUGCUAGACCAUCGUAGUUGGGGUGGGCGAGUCUUUGAGCGUGGUUGGGUGUACGCAUUUACUUCAUGUGCUAUAACGUAGGCUACUGUUCAAAUUCAUUGAUCACAAGCGGGUCAGGUUAAGUUCACCCGUUGAAGAGUGAUGAAUUCUCAGCAGCUGUCCUGAAAAUACAGCUCUUCAUCUUUCGCUCUGCGUCGUCAUGAGGUGGCACUUUGUAUGUCCAGGUCACUAAAUCAAGAGACUCCGACGAGCUUUGAGAUGCAGAUAACCGCUGCAUCCAAGUUCAGCCGUUAAUCUCGCCCCUUCAGGCGCGUAAUAGUAUACCGGGUAGACGCAACUGCAAAAAACGUGCGCGAUAUGUCCUGCACUGGUAUGCGUUUAAUUAACUAGUUAGCCACAUCUUAUCUUAGAACAAAGGGCUAAUUUCUUAUACAAUCCAGUAAUUUACCCGAGUAUACCUUGGAUUUUGAAGCUGCAAUUAUGUCCGUUGCUCCUCUUUAUUGCCUCCGAAUAGGCUCUUUGCUUGUGCUUGUCACGUCCACCAGCGUUCAGAGCACUGGGCCGAUGCAGCUGUUCGCCUCUGCCGGUCCGCCCCAGCCGAUCCUGGGCCUCGAGGAUCACCAGGCUGCCCUGCAGGAGAUCCCUGCUGUACCUGCUCUCAUGGACAGUUCCCAGGAGGGCUCUGGGUUCUUCAGUGAGGACAGUGAAGAGAAUAAGGCUCCUCAGGCACUGCGACAGUGGGAGGGCCAAGGGGACAUCAACUCCAGUCUGGACACAGAUUCCCUGAUAGGUUACAAUCCAUCUUCCCCUGGGCCCUCAUCAGUUUCCCUCCGCAGCGAACACAAAGAUGUGAACUUGUCAUUGCCUUUCUUCGCUGCCCCUACAUCCGAUGCUAUGGAUGCAGAUCGGUGGGAGGGUGACUCGGAGGCCAGCGGUUUUCCAUCGCACCCCUCCUUGAGCCUGUCCACAGCAGCUGCUGGACCCCUUCUUGAGGCAACCACCACUAUCACCAAGCUCUUUGGCUGGGGAAGCCCCCUACCGGAGGCCGCAGCUGGCUCUGACGUCCCCUCCCCUCCCAGGCGGGCUUUUGAUGAGGAGAGGAAGAACCUCCUGACGCUGGCGCCCACUGUGCCUGAGGUGGGCUUGGUCCCCAGCCGGGCACCCUUGCAGCCUGACGAGGCACAACGAGAGAGCUCAGAGGAGCAGAGUGAAGAGGAGGAGGAGCUUGUGGCAUUCCCCACCGAGAUAGACGGAGAGGAGGAAGAUCAGUGGAUGCGGGGAACAGCGCUCACCAUCGAGCCAUCUAGCACGCCAGCGUCGGACAUUCCCAUUGUGGCGUUUAGCGAGACCGUAUGGCAGGAUGUAGGUGCCACCAAAGGGGAAGAGGAGCAUGGCGAGGAAGAGGAAGAGGCUGAGCUUCGUCAUGGCGGUACCGAGUACCUUUCAGAGACGGAUUUGCAUGACUCCCAAGAGGAAGUACAGGUCAUUUGCGUUGACUGGAGUGAUCUGGCUGGAAAAGGGUACGUCAUCCUCAACAUGUCGGAUAAUUAUGAUUGCGACGAGUUUCGUGUAGAGAACGGUGACAGGCUCUUGGAGAUGCUUGAGAGCACAUUCUCCAGGAGGAUGAACAGUCCUCAGGGCUCAUGGCUCAUCUCACUGAGCAAACCAACCAGGCAGGACCACCAGCUUCUCAUGACGUUAGCCAACGAACAGGGUGUCAUUGCCACCAAAGAUGUGCUCUCAAUGCUGGGGGAGAUAAGGAGAGGCUUAGAUGAGAUUGGCAUUCAGAACUUCUCCAGCGUGAGCACUUGUCACUCGAGACCCAGCCAGCCUCGCAGCGACUACGGCAAGCUCUUCAUCGUGCUGGUGGUCAUUGGCUCCGUGUGCCUGACCAUCAUCGCGUCGGGCCUUGUCUACAUCUGCUGGCAGCGUCGCCUGCCCAAGACGAAAAACAUGUCACGAGGAGAGGAGCUCCAUUUUGUGGAAAACGGCUGCCAUGACAACCCCACGCUGGACGUGACUAAUGACGGCCAAUCAGAGAUGCAGGAGAAGAAGCAAAGUGCCAAUGGUGUGCCAGUCGGCAGCGGAGGGGGGAGUGGCUGGCAGGUACUGGUCAACAAGCCAGGGAAGGAGGAAGAAGACAAUCAAGAGGAGGACACCCACCUUUAACAAGGAGGAGAGUAGAUGAAAACAAACCUGUUGUGAAAAGAAGGUAUUGCACCAUGGAUGACUGUGGCACAACUGCUUUUUUGAAAACAUCUGCUGCAUAUUUAAAGUGAUGUCUUUUGGCUUGUAUGGUCUUUUAUUUAUCUGCACCACCCAUGGUACAGUUAAGAUAGACUGCAAAGUACUUUGAAAUGUAGUCAUUAUGGAAUGGGUUUGAUCCCUUAGUAGUGCAAGCAGAGAGGCAUCAGUAAAACCUGACCAUAUUGAUCUUUAAAUUUUGUUAAUUUAUGAGCCUUAUUUUAAGGAGCAUGAACCUAUAGCUGCUACUUAUCUGUAGACAAUGAAAAUAAGUUUUCCCCCCAGACGACUGAAAUUUGCCAAAAUUCAGAUUCUUUCAAAUAAUCUGUCUCAUCACAUCUUGCACUGUAAAAAUGAAAAACAACAGAAUGGUAUCUCGAAGAAUGUUAAAGCAAUGUAUUCCAACUAGCUACUACAGUAUGAGGAUAUUACAUUAUAUUUAUAUGGAUGCAUCUAGUUAAAUUAUUUGAAGCAGUACAUUAUAACAUAGUGUUCACCAUGUUAAAAUACAGAUCUGAAGCCUACAUGCCUUGCUGUUUAUUUACUUGUGGGAAUGGCCGCUCUGAAAAUGAUCAGUUUUCAACGUUCUGUGUUUUCAGUAUUACAGAUAAGAUAUUCUUGAAUGCUACCAACACCAAUAUGUGUUAGAUAAAAAAAUUGCACUGAAGGCGGCCAAAUUGUGAAAGUUACAUUUCUGACGGUUUUGUCAAAGGAGACUAAACACAUUAAUUUACAAAGGAGUCUAAGCCUCUGGUUUGUGCAUAUUUACCAUCUUUGAAGUGUUGUGGUUUAGCAGAAUGACAUUACUAUACAUUCACCUGUCACUUGAGUGAUCAGUGAAAAAAAUCAGUUCCCUGUGGUUUACAGUACAGCUAACUCACUAUAUUUGCUAAGAAAAUGUGUAAGGUUUAUUUGAACCAAUGACAUGCUCUCACUAUCUACUGCAUAUCACAAGUGACAGUUUGUAUGUAACCUGCUCAUUUUAAGUGCAUGAUGCCAUUGUAGUAAUACACCCUAAAUACAUAUCAGGGGUCAACAGUAUUGAAUCUAUUCUAACAAUGGCUAGUGUCAGAGAUCUAGUGGCUGUGAGCAAACCUAGAUGUUCUUGAUAAUUUAGUAUACUGAUUUUCUGUAUGUUAUACACAUGCAUUGUUUAGAAACUUGACUGAUUAUGAAAUUGGUGAACUAGAGAGGCUGAUAAUCAUAGAGUAAGCAUAGUUUUUGUAUUCUACAGUACCUGUACAGUUAUGAGAGCUCUUUGCAAAUUGCACUUUUUCAUUUUCAUGUUUCUCAAUUGCUUUGUAUGAAGAAACUCUCAGCUGCUUUGUAUGGAAAGUUUGUACAGAGAACUUGUCAUUGUGUUAUUUAAUGUAACUUUAGGUUUGACCAUUUUGAAAUGCAAGAAAAUAAACGUUAUGAGAAGUUAAA
Molecule: messenger RNA, 3716 nt
Organism: Electrophorus electricus (electric eel)
Lineage: Eukaryota; Metazoa; Chordata; Actinopteri; Gymnotiformes; Gymnotidae
Gene: podxl2
Product: podocalyxin-like 2
Biological process (GO): leukocyte tethering or rolling
Source: RefSeq, a predicted model, not a curated record